Messenger RNA from Macadamia integrifolia, 4237 nucleotides. Its product is annotated as probable LRR receptor-like serine/threonine-protein kinase At2g16250. The coding region runs from base 1050 to 3764 and encodes 904 amino acids. Gene Ontology annotation, biological process: protein phosphorylation. Gene Ontology annotation, molecular function: protein kinase activity; ATP binding; protein binding. The transcript has 4 exons. NCBI's taxonomy places the organism in Eukaryota, Viridiplantae, Streptophyta, Magnoliopsida, Proteales, Proteaceae. The record is from RefSeq and is a predicted model, not a curated record.
GAAUCAAACAUAUCCGGCGAGGGGGAGAAGCAGAUCUGACAGAUUUGAUUCAAAUUUUAAUUUUUUUUAUGAGCUUAAUUAGUUCAUAAAUGAUACUAAUAGAAAAAUCUAGAAAUUAGUCAAAUUAGUGAAGAGGAACAGUAGUGGUAAAAGGGUAAGGACUGGGAGGAUUAUCCUAUUAUCCUAUUAGAUAAUAUUUAUUGGGAUUAAAUUUUGGGUUAGUUGGCGGUGGCGGGAUUUCUGGAAGGAGGUCAACCCUGUGCGAACUGGGGCAAAGGAUCUUCGCCGGUGUUUGUUCUCCUGGGUCCGGUAAGUGGUAAUAUCUACCGGAGAGCCGGUGAGCGAGCCCUUUAUUCCGACCAAGUGCCAUCAACCUCGCAGUCGCAGUCGCAGUCGCAUCAGAUUUACAGUUCCGGUGAUUGUUGCAGCUUCUCACCAGUGUUACCAUAGUCGUCUACGGAAGAGCUAAGAAGAGGCCGUUGAGAUAGUCUCUGUCAUUAAUGUCGGCAUUUAAAUGGGCCUGUUCUUUUUUUUUAUUUAUAAUGUUUUCUUUAGAAUAAGAGGCGGUAGCUGUGUGAGAGAGCGACUGAUAAAUCAGUCAAGAAUUCGUUUCUCUCUCUUAAUAUUUUAUCAUUCUCUCUGAUGAGAGAGAUAGGGAGGGAACAAAAUUUGAAGGUAGAAGAGAGUUCAUAGAAGCAAAAAAGAGCUGACGAAGAGUUAUUGGCGAAGGGGAAGAGGAAACAAAGAGAGGGGACUGGCCAGAAUUUCCUUCUGUUUCUUCCUUUGUUCUACUACUUUGGAUCAGCAGCGCUAGAGGAGAAACAAGUGUCGCAUCAGAGCUUGUCAUUUAAGGUAAGAGUUAAAGAUAUAGAACAGUACACAGAGUAGGGGGAGGAGGACUGCAUUUCUCAAAUCCCCAUUAAAUUCUAUUACUCAGGCGUGUACGAAUAAGUAAUGGGAUGCCCAGGUAGAUGAACAAGUCGAAAAUGCAGAGAUCAUCGUUAUCGUCGUCGUUGUUGGAUUCAUCACAUGGUCGUUAUUCGUAAAGCAUGGCGGAUCGCAGGUGGAGUACAGUGGAGCUUCUUGCUCUUGCUUUUGUUCUCCUUAUCUUACUGUUUCAGUCUGUGUUGGGACAGUUGCAGCCGUUGAAUAAUCAGACAGAGCGAGCUGCGCUACUUGACCUCCGGUCGUCAUUAGGGCUGAGGGCCAAAGACUGGCCGCGCAAAGCUGACCCUUGUUCGGUUUGGACCGGCGUCCAAUGCAGGGAUGGUCGUGUCGUUGGAAUCAACAUAUCGGGGCUGAGGCGUACUCGCGUUGGUCGUCUCAAUCCACAGUUCUCCGUCGAUGGGCUUGCCAAUCUCACACUCUUGGCCUCCUUUAACACCUCUGGUUUUUUGCUUCCGGGCUCCAUUCCUGACUGGUUCGGCCAACGCCUCCACUCGCUGCAAGUGCUUGAUCUCAGGUCUUGUUCUGUAAUCGAUCCCAUCCCUUCUUCUCUCGGAAACUUAACCACUCUCAAUUCUCUUUAUCUCUCUAAGAAUAAUCUUACCAGCAUAAUCCCACCUUCGCUAGGUCAGUUGUUGAAUCUUUCGGUGCUUGAUCUCUCGCAGAACUUGCUCACUGGAUCCAUCCCUUCGUCUUUCUCCGCUCUCACCAAUCUUACCCUGCUUGACCUGUCUUCGAAUUUCUUGUCAGGCUCGAUUCCUCCCGCCCUUGGAACCCUCUCCACCCUUAGAUUCUUAAAUCUUUCCAGCAAUAGCCUUUCUGCAGAUAUUCCCGCCCAAUUUGGUGGCCUUUCUAGCCUGGUUGAACUUGAUCUCGGCUCGAAUUCCCUGUCUGGAUCGUUGCCUCCGGAUUUGAGAGGGAUGGGGAGUUUACAGAAGAUGUCAUUGAGUAAUAAUUUUCUUGCAGGAUCGUUGCAGAGUACCUUGUUUUCUGGUCUCACGCUGUUGCACUUUGUGGUAUUGAGUCACAACAAUUUCUCUGGUAAUCUUCCCGUUUCAUUAUGGUCAAUGCCUCAGUUGCGCCUACUUGAUGUGUCUAGAAAUAACUUCACGGGUAUUCUUCCAAACCGUAGUUCAAAUGCUAAUGUCACACUUUCAGUGUUCAAUCUCUCGGACAAUCAGUUUUAUGGAUCUCUAACUUCCCUUGUUGGGAGAUUCCGUUUUAUUGAUCUGUCUGCUAAUUACUUUGAAGGCAUUGUACCGAUUGAUACUCUGAGUAAUGUUUCUAUUGCUAACAACUGCCUUCAGAAUGAAUCAAAUCAGAGGAGUUUGGAGGACUGUUCAUUCUUUUAUGCACAAAGAGGCCUGCGUUUUGAUAAUUUUGGAGGGCCAAACACAACACAACCUCCCUCUUCAGCAGAAACGUCCAAGAACAAUGGAAAUUUAGCACCUAUUUUGGGUGGAGUGUUUGGAGGACUUGGUUUUAUCUUGAUUUUGGUAUCGGUUUUGGCACUAAUCUUAUUGAGACGUAAGAAUGGUGUUUCAGAUCAAAGAGGCAGUGAUGUAGGGCCUGCUCCUGCUGGAAGCAGCCCACCACCUCCUGGAGUAUCUAUUAACUUUUCAAGUUUGGGAGAUGCCUAUACAUACGAGCAGCUUCUCCAGGCUACAAGGGAUUUUAGUGAUUCAAACUUUAUCAAACAUGGCCAUUCAGGAGACCUCUUCCAAGGUGUCUUGGAAGGUGGCGUUAUUGUAGUAGUCAAGAGGAUUGAUGUCAGCUCAGUCAAGAAGGAAUCAUACAUGAGGGAGUUGGAUUUCCUUAGCAGGGUGUCAGAUACAAGGUUGGUGCCCCUUUUGGGUCACUGUUUGGAGCAGGAGAAUGAGAAGUUCCUCGUUUACAAAUACAUGCCAAACAAGGACUUGUCUAGUUCUUUGUACAGGAAGACCAAUUUUCAGGAUGACUUACAAUCUCUGGAUUGGAUAACGAGGCUUAAAAUUGCAAUUGGAGCUGCUGACGGUCUUUCUUAUCUACAUCAUGAAUGUUGUCCACCCAUUGUUCACAGAGAUGUUCAAGCGAGUAGUAUCCUUCUUGAUGAUAAAUUUGAAGUGCGGCUUGGAAGCUUGAGCGAGGUUUGCACUCAAGAGGGGGAUACUCACCAAAAUGUGAUCACCAGGUUUCUGCGGUUGCCACAGACCUCUGGACAAGGCCCUUCUGGUUCACUGUCUGCAACUUGUGCUUCUGAUGUCUACUGUUUUGGGAAGGUCUUACUUGAGCUAGUAACAGGGAAGAUGGGCAUCAGUGCAUCUGAUGAUGCCUCUGUAAAAGACUGGCUGGAGCAAACACUGCCUUACAUCAGUACGUAUGAGAAGGAACUGGUAACGAAGAUUGUGGAUCCAUCUCUCAUAGUAGAUGAGGACCUGCUCGAGGAGGUGUGGGCAAUGGCUAUUGUGGCAAGAUCAUGCCUCAACCCCAAGCCAUCAAAGCGCCCAAUCAUGAGGUACAUUCUUAAAGCAUUGGAAAACCCAUUGAAAGUGGUGAGGGAAGAGAAUUCCGGCUCUGCACCAUUGAGGACAACUUCAUCGAGGAGAUCCUGGAAUGCAGCUCUCUUUGGGAGCUGGCGUCACAGCUCAUUGGACAUUGCAGCCAUUCCAAGUGCCAUAAGAGAGGGAAGUGGUGUUUUAAAACAAUCAGGAACAGCAGGUUCAAAUGGUAGCGGGCAAGCUGGUGGAUUUGAUCAUUCAUUUUCCCGCAAGAUGCCGUCUAAAGAGAUUUUCCCUGAACCAGAUGAUUUUAGGGACUUAGAGAGGCCAGAGGAAGUCUAGCUUAAAGGGUUUGUGAUUCUUUGUUAAAUGUUAAUAAUACUACAGCAGGCUCCCCCCCAAUUUAGUGCCUGCUCGGUGUACCUCCCCACCCCCCCCCACCAAAAUUCUUCGGUUUCUGGAUGGGAGGAUCACCAGAAACAAUUCUUUCCCUUAAAAGGGGCGAUGCAACUGCGUAAAGCCUCAUGGGACAAUGUCCAGAAAAUUUUGCGGCAAAGCAUAGAGAAAAUGAUUUUUAGGGCAGUGGCACUGGGUUUUGUAAUUGUGGGUGCACAUAGAAGGAGAGGGAGAGAGGCUGGUGCCAUAUUUGAACUCAGUUGGAAAAGCUUGUUUGUUUAUGUAGGCAAGCUUCAAUUUUUAUAUUGUAACUGAUCCUUAUUGUUGGUUUCUUUUGAGAUGUAAAUUGUAACAGUUAAGGUUUUUCAGUCAAAUUAGAUUUUCUGAAGUUAAGAAGCAAAGAAGAAAAUUAACUCAAA